Molecule: messenger RNA, 1349 nt
Organism: Porites lobata
Lineage: Eukaryota; Metazoa; Cnidaria; Anthozoa; Scleractinia; Poritidae
Source: the annotation of a GenBank genome assembly
AUGCCAGUCCUUACUUAUUGUAAUCUAGAAGGUAAGAUAUCUACGAAAUACUUAGCACCUAUCCUUACAAAUAUACCGAGUCCACGUAGCCUGGGGAUGGGUAUAUCAACUCCUCUUGGGGCGCACGGGCGACAAUUUGGGAGGAGCCGAGAAAAAUACAUGGACUGUCGCAACGGCAUUGCAGCUUGAGUUCAGGGGGCAAAGAUUUUUUUCAUGCCUCUCACCAUUCAUCAUUUAACAAACUCCGCUUUAAAAAAAAUAUAUGGUUGCGUAUAUACAAACAUUUUCUUCGGCUUCGCAAUGCCGAAAAAAGUGAAAACAUUCCCCAUUUUUUUCGACUCCUUCCAAACUAAUACUUUAUCAAACUAAAUCUUUUGGAGGAUUUUCACCCAAAAAUGGCUUUUGAAUUUGAGGAUCUGACGUAAUGUGAAAACUAGCAAUAAAUUUGCAUAGUUGCUGGCCAUGUGAGUGAUCUAGUAUGGGGCGUUGGCUUUACUAGGUCUCAAAAUAUAAGACAAGCAAAAACAACGAUAAAAUUCGAUGCAGUCAAUCUAUAGCCUGGUCCCAGAGGUUUUUCUUGAAAUCUUUCUUCGCGAAAGAAAAAAAAAAGUUUUCUUCGCGACUCCUUGUCGCCGCUUUGCGGCUCGCUUUCUCUUUGGCAAAGAAAAAUUUCAAGAAAAACCUCUGGAACCAGGUAGUCAAUCUAAUAAUCGCAUUUGCUUUCGUUUAAUUAUCCAGAAAGAAGCUGCAGUGACAUUAAAGCUCAAAAUCGUCAGGCCACGAGUGGCUCUUACGUCAUCGACCCAGAUGGCGACGGAGGCAACGAGCCUUUUACUGUCUUUUGUGACAUGGCUGACAAAAACGGUGUUGGUGUGACGGUGGUAGGUCACGACAGCGAAGCUAGAACGCUAGUUGAUGGCUACGAAGAACCAGGGAGUUACGUGAAAUAUAUCACCUACACUGCAACGGGGCUUACCGGCGUGGCACAGUUAGCAGGGCUGGCAGAUGUUUCCGCUCACUGCGAACAGUUUAUUAAGUAUGAAUGCUAUGGUGCCCUUCUUUUCAGAGAUGAUGAAUGCUGGUGGGUAUCACGUGACAACGCAAAGAUGAUCUAUUGGGGCGGAGCUAGACCAGAUGAUUUCAAAAAGUGCGCAUGUGGGGUGACAUCGCCAAACUCGUGCGCAGACCCUAAUUAUGGAUGUAACUGCGAGAUGAAUGAUGCCACGUUGCGCGAAGACAGCGGUUUACUAACUGAGAAAUCCCAACUUCCUGUGAUAGAGUUAAGAUUUGGAGACACUGGUGGCUCGUCAGAGAGAGGCUAUCACACCCUUGGAAAAUUCAAGUGUUAC